Molecule: messenger RNA, 2340 nt
Organism: Ipomoea nil (Japanese morning glory)
Lineage: Eukaryota; Viridiplantae; Streptophyta; Magnoliopsida; Solanales; Convolvulaceae
Exons: 3
Coding region: 609-2159 (516 amino acids)
Source: RefSeq, a predicted model, not a curated record
AAGUAUCCUGAUUUCCACACCUUUUCUCCCAAAGCCAAACUUCAAGAUCAAGUUUUCAAAGCUACCAUCUUCCCCUCUCUCUCUCUCUCUAGACUGUACUUUUCCCCCUAUGGAAGUUUGAAACGAAAUUCAAUCAAACUUUAUGCUCUGAUUUGCAUGCCAAUCAUUUCCAAAAUCCAAAAUCUUCCCAAAAAUAUACUAAAGGCAAUAUGAGCUGCCAUGGCUGUUCAUCAUUCAUCAAUACUCCCCCAUUUUCCUCCUUUUUGCCCGCUCUCUUCCCACACUUUUUGACCGCUAUAAAAGCACCACCCACUGUACUAUAACCGGUGCCAAAUUCCCCAGAAAAAAGGAGUCAACACCCUGUUCUUCUACCCCUUUGCAUUUAGAUCUGUAAAACUUCAAUCCCUUUCAAAAAAAAAAAAAAAAAAGGUUCUUGAUCCAUGUUGAAGGUAUAGCAGUGGUGUUAUACUAUGUUUUUGGUGGCUAAAGCAUGAAUGGAUUGGAGAUGGAAGAAAUGGAGAAAACUGCAGGGUGAUCAUUGCUGAGCAGUGACCAGUAAGAGAAAGGUUCAAACUUCAAGGACUCAAGUGGGGAGAUCAGAAGAUAAAAUGGACACAAAAAGAUCAGAAAAUGGUUCAUUUUCCAGUGAGAUUCUGCAGAGAAUGGGGUCUGACAAUGGGAAAGAACUCUCGUCUUCGGCUCGAAAGUUGGUUGCUUUUUGGGAGAUCAAAGGGGCUGCUGCACUGGGGAAGGAAGAGAAUUUGCAGGAAAGAAAUGGUGGAGAAAUGGGCAGGAAAGAGAGGAGCUUGAAGUCCUCCAAACAUGGCUCUUCAAAGGCCUCUCAACUCUCUGAUCCUAUUUACAGUCCUGUUUCUGAGAGAACGGAAAGAUCUAAAGUGGAGAUGAGUCACAGAAGAAUACCUUCAUUUGGUACUCAAAAAGUUCUGCAGAAUGAUUAUUUCUUGCAGGGGGGAAAUUCUUGUGCUGUUUACCAGGAUGAUAAUAAUAAUAUGCAGCAGACUGGUGGGAGUAGUUCUCAGACCAGACAUCUGUUGAAGGAUGUUUCACACAGUCUGACAACCUCGAAACAGCUGCUGAAAGUUCUGAGCCGAGUGUGGAGCAUUGAGGAGCAGAAAACCACCUGCAUUUCCCUCUUUUCGACUCUGAAAUCCGAGCUCGAUCGAGCAUGUAUUCAAGUGACUAAACUGAUCCAAGAAAGGAGGCACAACCACAGCGAGGUCGAUGCACUGCUGAAAUGGUUCGAGGAGCAGAAGGCGGUUUGGAGGAUGAAGGAGCACUGCAAGGUUCAGAGUGCUCUUACAUCACUGGUUGGAGAGCUGAAGACCGAAAAGAGGCUGAGGAGACAGGCCGAGAGGCUGAACAAGAAGCUCGGGAGAGAGCUGUCUGACACGAAAACAUCCUUAAACAUGGCUGUCAAGGAGGUAGAGAGCCAGAAGAGGGCGAUGGAGGUGCUGGAGAGAGUGUGCGAGGAGCUAGCAAAAGGCGUGGGCGAAGACAAGGCGAAACUCGAGGAACUAAAGAAGGAAUCUGCUAAGGCUCGCGAGGAGGUCGAGAAGGAAAGGGAGAUGCUGCAAUUUGCUGAUAUAUUGAGAGAGGAAAGAGUGCAGAUGAAGCUCUCAGAAGCUAAGUAUCAAUACGAGGAGAAAACCGCAGUUCUUGAGAGGCUAAAAACUGAAAUGGAAGCCUGUUUAUCCUCCAAAAGCUGUGAAGGAAGUCUAUCCCAAUCCCCCAACAAUGAAAAGAUCAAAGCCCUCCAGAAACAUUUCAGGGAAACCCUCCCAGCCUCGGGUCAUUUUCCAGACAAAAACGAGAGGGAAGAGAGCGAUUCUGCAGACGAAGAAGACAGCGAGCUGCACUGCAUAGAACUAAACAUGGAUGAAACCAGCAAGAGCUAUGAGUGGAGGAACUCCUCAAACCCCCCAACCACUUCCCAGGAAAGAAGACAAAGCUCUGAUCCCAUAGAAUGGGAGUUCAUCAGCAAUGGUGGACUGUUUGAGAGUGGGUCAUCAGAGCCCUGGAGAAAUGAGUUUGAAGAUGAGAUUGAGAGAUAUCACAUGAUUAAGGAUCUGAGAGACCAUUUUGUUUCUGCAGCUUCCAAGAUACCACCACCCUCCCAAGAUUUUGUCACUCCAACCUAAAACAACAUCAUGAAUCAAUCACUACGCUUUCCAGUUUCCCUAGCAGGGUGAGUGCUGAUGAGUUUUGUGAUUUUAUCAGUUCAAUUUAGUAUUACUAUUCAAAGUUCCAUUUAUUUUUUUUGGGAUAAAUUGUAUAAAAAUUGCAAGUUGCUACUUGCACUUAAAAGUUUUAUAGACAUAU